This is a messenger RNA of Rana temporaria (common frog), 1242 nucleotides long. RefSeq names its product TLC domain containing 3A (gene TLCD3A). The transcript is spliced from 5 exons. NCBI's taxonomy places the organism in Eukaryota, Metazoa, Chordata, Amphibia, Anura, Ranidae. Gene Ontology annotation, biological process: lipid homeostasis. The record is from RefSeq and is a predicted model, not a curated record. Gene Ontology annotation, cellular component: membrane; endoplasmic reticulum. Bases 93 to 881 code for a protein of 262 amino acids.
GAUUAGAGGGUCCCUGACGUCAGGGUGGGCGGGCUGCGGUGUUGGCAGGCUGCUCCCGGACUUGGGCACCGGCCGGAUCGUUAGCGGGCACGAUGUUGCAUGUAUUGGCUGCCGGAUGUCUCUUCUUCCCGGGGCUCUACCUACUGUGUAGCCGCUUUGCCCGCCUGGCCCUGCCUGCAUGGUCGGAGGCGGACUGCUCGCUCAUCAGCGCCAGAAUAGUUUCCUCGGUCCAAGGGAUUCUUGCUGCUGUCUCUGGCAUCAUUGUUAUUACAUCCUGCAAAGAUGUGAAAUUUGGCAGGCAUUGGCUGGCUACAUCUUAUAUAUGGUUCAUAAUCCCUUACAUGAUAUAUGAUACCUACACAAUGUAUCUUCGUCACUGGUACAAAUGUCAAGACAAAGGCACAUCAAAUGGGAAAGAUCACUUUUCUGCUGCAAUAAACAGCUUACUACGGAAAGAUUUCCUCAUGCUGGUUCAUCACACAGCUAUCUUGACCAUCCUCAUUCCUAUAGGACUGUUUUUAAGGAGAGACAUUGGAGAUUUCUUUGUAGGCUGCCUCUUUGUGGCAGAAAUGAGUACUCCAUUUGUAUCACUUGGAAAAGUUUUAAUACAGUUGAAUUUGCAGAACUCCUUCUUGCAUAAAGUAAAUGGCGCAUUUGUGCUCUUAACGUUUUUCAUCUGCCGCAUCCUGCUCUUUCCUUUUAUGUACAAUGCCUACGGAAAGCAGUAUGGGAUUCCACUGUAUAAAGUACCUUUCAACAUUCCCCUGCACUGCAACAUUAUAAAUGCCUCCAUUAUGGCUCCACAGAUAUACUGGUUUUGGCUCAUUUGCAGAAAAGCCUUAAGACUUUAUACCAGUCCUAGCUCCAGCAAAGACAGAUAACAGUCACCUGUAUGACCAAGUCAUGGCACAUAGCAGUCUUUUUUUUUUUUUGGCAAUGCGGUCCCUUGUAAGGGAUAGAGACUGACGGUACUGCAACUAACUGUCAUACUAGCCCUGUGAGGCCUUGCAGACUACUUGAUAUGUGUAGAAACAAUUAUGGAAAUUUGUUACAAACUUAUACGUUAAUGUAAAACACUAUUUUGUCAGAUCUAAAAAAAAAAAAUUUGUAAGUCACAAUUUCUACAUCAGUAUUGCACUAUAUUUUUUAUAGCUAAUUUGUCAAGUGUUUGAGGUGUAGCUUUCGGAAUUACAAUUGCAUACAGUAACUGAUUAUUAAGUAAAUUAAAGAUUUAUUUUAUUA